AUGUCUUUGACUCCUCAAAGCCCUAAAUCGGUCCAAUCUGGAAAUCUGGUGUUACAUUGUGAAAACGGGAUGUUACAUUGUGCGACUCCUGCCACAGAAUCAACUAAAAGAAUGGAUAACAAUGUUUUACAAAAUAUAACUUUUCUGCAUGUACAUCUUGAAUAUCUCACUUUUCCUGUAAUAAUACUAGACAACCCAAAUCUCGGUCGUGAUAAUAACUUCAAGCAUUCUUCUUUUGACGGUGUGGAAGGAGUGACAUCCACCCAUUCAAAUAUCUAUAGAGCGGGUGAGAAUACCGAUGAGAUUGCUGGCCACAGGCACCGCCAACGCCACAGGAGCCUCUGUUUCAACGUUCCAGUUCUAAAAGGAUUUAUUCCAUCAGAAGAAAGAAAAAUGAAUCACUGUGGAAUCCAUCAAAACACCACCUUUGCAUCUUCCCGCGAAGAAAUGAGAAGCUCCGUUUCACUUUCCGUAACCUUCGGCAACGGCGAGCCGAUGGUUUGUCCAAAGCCAAGACGCCUCGGUCUCUUCUCCACCACCAACGACUCCGUCAGGCCUCUGAGAUGGCAGAUGUGUUAUCAAUCGGAAGGCUACGAAUCGAAAGCCGGACCUGAACUGUUGGACAUCAUCUUCGCAAAAGGUGGUGGUUACGGCGGAUCAUCGGAGCAAACAUGUACACAGAUAGCCUCGUCGCCCCCUUUUUUCAGUGGGUCACCGCCGAGUAGAGUUUCUAACCCACUAAUUCAAGACGCCCUGUUCGGAGACGACAAGGUCUCUCCGGUGUCACCACGUUCAAUGAUCCCCAAUCCUUCAUCUUCCGGUAUGUCAUCAUCUUCUCCUUCAUCUUCUUCCGCAAGAAAAGGUGGAUGUCUUCGCGCCAAUUUUGGUAACAAACCGGCGGUCAGGAUUGAGGGGUUUGAUUGCCUCGACAGGGACAACCGCCGCAAUUGCAGCAUCCCUGCCCUCGCCUGAAAAAAUCAAACCCUAAAAAGUUCCGAAAUCGAAAUCCAUACAAAGUACAUAAAAAAAUCAGAUAAAUUCAGCAACCAGUUUAAAUUCUAGCAAUUUUGAAGACAUGAGAGAGAUACAUGAAGCAGAUUUGGUUACUUUUAGUGUAAAUAGGAAGAAGGUCUGUAAUCUGUAUGUAAUUAAUUAGAAGUUAAUCGUUAAAAAUAAUGGGGGAAAUUGGAGAAUGGAGAGUGAGGGAGUUUGUGAUGAUGGUGUUUUUGUUUGGUUAAAUUUACGGUUUUACCCUUUUGGUGAUGAUUUGUAAGUAUAGAAGAAGAUCAAGAGAAGGGUAAUUACCAAAAGUUGAAGAAUUCUUUUUGGUGUUUUUUAUUAUGUAAGAAUUAAGAGGAGUGAGAGAGAGAGAGAGGAUAUUGCGACUUUAUGAAGAGAAGAAAUUUGUAUAAAAUUGUAAGGUCGCAUAUCGAGGUCGAUCUUUUUAUUUGUAGCAUUUUGAGAUUGUAAAUAUGAAUAUGUGAUCUUUUUUAUGAAGGG
Lactuca saligna is the source of this 1500-nucleotide messenger RNA. The record is from the annotation of a GenBank genome assembly. Lineage: Eukaryota; Viridiplantae; Streptophyta; Magnoliopsida; Asterales; Asteraceae.